This is a messenger RNA of Entamoeba invadens IP1, 2442 nucleotides long. RefSeq names its product sarcolemmal membrane-associated protein, putative. Gene Ontology annotation, molecular function: protein binding. Bases 1 to 2442 code for a protein of 813 amino acids. The record is from RefSeq and is a predicted model, not a curated record. The transcript has a single exon. Lineage: Eukaryota; Evosea; Mastigamoebida; Endamoebidae.
AUGUCCAAAUCGAAAACAUCCGACAUCCAACAACAACGUGCUUACACUGAAAUAAUAAACUUCACAAUUAAUUACGAAAAGCCAAUUGUAACGGAUUUAACAAAGGACUUACAGGACGGCGUUAUAUUAUCCCGAUAUUUAGAGAUUGAAAGUUGUAAAAAAAUUGAAGGGAUCAUUAAGACACCUCUUACACAACAAGACCGUGAGAAGAAUAUGAACACUAUUGUUGAUUUUUUGAAAGGUGAAAAAAUUAAAGUGACAACGUCUGUUGAAGAGGUCUUACGUGGAGAAUUUAAACCAACGAUCACUCUACUCUUUUAUAUUAUGUAUCGGUACAGACUCAAUGACGUCCCAGUACGAAUCAUCGACUUUUCAAGGUGGUUCCGUUUUGUGCUCAAAAUAACGAACCCCCUUUUUGACCUGAAAAGUGAAUUUGGUGAUGGCACUCUAUUUGCACGAUUUAUUAAUUCUUUUCGAGCAAAUGCAAUAACUGCGAAUAUGUUCACCAAAGACAAGGUGAAGAACUGUAAUACAUGUCUGAACAUAGCAAAGGAACUAUUAAACAUACCACCUUUACUUAUUCCGCAAUAUGUUUCUGAUAUUGAUGAUAACACUUUAGUACUUUACUUGUCGUAUUUUGUCACUAAAGAAACGCGAUUUGGUAGUCAAGACAUGAAAGUUGUUGAAAAGAUUCACGCUGGGCGAAGAGAAGCUAUCAAACAAAAAAGAAAAGAUCUUCAAAUGCUGUUAAAUUCUGAGUUAGAAGUUGUCACUGCGCUUUGUGACAAAAACACGGACAUGUCUAUUGCAGAUAAAGUGAAAAAAAUCAAAACAAAUGCAGAGAACAUGGAGGAAGGUCUUGAGAUGGUUGAUGUGUCUGAUGACGUUUAUGAUGAAACCCCGAACGACGCGGUCAUACAAGAACUCAAAAUGACGCGAGAGAAAGUAGCGAACCUCAAAAUUGAAGCACUAGGGUUAGUCAAAGAGGAAAUCAAAUCCCCCGAACCGCAAAAUCUUGGCGCAACGGAGGAGAACGAGAAACUACGAAAUGAAGUGAAGAUCCGCAGCACUAAAAUUGAAGAAUUGGAAAAGGCUGUAGAGCUGAUGAAAGAGAAGAAAGAAUCUGCGGAAAAGGCCGAACGAGAGAUGCGAGUCAAAUUACAAGGAGAGAACACAUUGAUGGGGAUCAUUCAGGAGUUUGAAAGAAGUGUGAAGGACUUGAAUAUGAGGAUUAAAGAGAAGAACGACGCGAUCGAUCAGAUGGAAACAACUAUUGAUGAUAUGAAAGAGGACGGAGAAGUCAAAGAACAGAUGAUGAAAGAUUUGAAGAAUGAACUUUUGGAGAUGACAGAAAAAGAGAAAAAAAUGAAAGAAAUCACCGAAAAAGAGAUGAAAAGUCAGAACGAGAAAACAGAAAAUGAUAAACAACAGGAAGAAAGUGAUAAAUCAAAAAUUAAACAAUUACAAAACGAGAUUGAAACAAUCAAAAAGAGCGCAGAAGAUAAUUUGAAAAAAGUGAUGCAAAACGUCAAUUUGGAAAGAGAAAGUUGGACAAAAGAAAAGGCAGAGUUUAUAAUCAAAGUAAAUACUUUUGAAGAAGAAAAAGCACAGAACAAAAACAUAGAGGAAAAGAAUUUGAAAACAAUUGAAGAAUUAACAAAGAAAUUUGAACAACUUGAGAUCGAAAAGAAAGUGGUCGAACAGAAUGAAGAACAUAUUAAACAAGAUUAUGAAAAAUUCAAAAAUGGUUCAAACAAAAAAAUUCAAGAAAUUGAAGAGGAAAAUAUGAGAAUGAAAGACGAAGCGAAACAUCACCAAAUUUUGCAAUCACAAAUGGAAGUCAUGAAAAUGAAAGAAAGUGGUGAAAGUGAAUUAGAAAAAGUUUUACAAAAUGAGAAAGCGACGAACAUUCAUUUACAAGGAGAACUUGAAAAUAUGAAGAAAGAGGUUGAAUUUUUCAAAACCUCAACGAAUGAAUUAAAGAAAGAUAAUGCCGAGAUUAUCGCUAACAAGAAUCAACUUUUGAGUGAGAUAGAAGAUAUAAAAAAACGGAAUGAAAGUCUUGAAAAGGAGGGAAAAAAUCAGAAAUUUGUAUGUGAGAAACUGACCAAAGAAAUUGAAAUUAGUAAAACGCAGAGUGUCAAAGACUCUAUUGAAAGAGAUACCUUAACUACUAAAAUCAAAGAAGCUUUAGCACAGGUUGAAAUCGAACAAGCGAAGACUUCUGAAGCGAUUAAACAACUGACCGAGUCACAGAAAAUGUGCAGUUUAAUCAACGACCAACUUCUGAGCGAAAGAAAGAAGAACGACGAGCUUCGUGUGUUAAAAGAAGAGUGUGAAAGCAUGAAGAAAAAGAGAGAAGAUGAGAUUGACACAUUAGGAAAUGAAGUGAAGGAGAAGACAAUUAGCUUGAAAGAGUUGAGCGUAGAACAGAAGAGUUAG